UGAGUGAAGCCACAAGAAGCUCAGUACUUCUGGAUGGUUGAAGUCUUGAAGAGCAGCAUCAGUCAAGCAGAGCAGCAGGAGCCAUGUCUUUGCCCUUCCGAAAAGAGUUGGAGAAAUAUAAGAAUAUCAAUGAAGAUGAAAUACUCAGCAAACUCUCAGAGGAUGAACUGAAACAGCUAGAGCAUGUUCUUGAUGACCUUGAUCCUGAGAAUGCCUUGCUUCCAGCGGGAUUUAGGCAAAAGGACCAGACCACUAAGGCAGCUACAGGCCCUUUUGACAGAGAACGCCUGCUGUCGUACCUGGAGAAGCAAGCACUUGAGCACAAGGACAGAGAAGACUUUGUACCAUUUACGGGGGAAAAGAAAGGAAAAAUAUUUAUCCCUAAAGAAAAGCCCAUAGAAACCCAUAAAGAAGAGAAAGUGACCCUGGAUCCGGAACUAGAAGAAGCCUUGGCUAGUGCAUCAGAUACUGAGCUCUACGACCUUGCAGCUGUUCUUGGAGUGCACAACAUGGUCAACAACCCAAAAUUUGAUGAAGCAGGAGCCCGCGGUAAAGAUGGAAAAGCAAGCGUGAGAAAUGUGGUGAAAGGUGAAAAGGUCAAGCCCAUCUUUGAGGAGCCACCUAAUCCAACCAACGUGGAAGCAAGUCUACAAAGGAUAAAAGCAAAUGAUCCUAGUCUCACAGAAAUUAAUCUCAACAACAUAAAGAAUAUUCCUAUUCCAACACUGAAAGAAUUUGCAAAAGCUUUGGAAAGCAACACACACGUGAAGACAUUCAGCCUUGCAGCUACUCGAAGCAAUGACCCUGUAGCUAUUGCAUUUGCAGAUAUGUUGAAAGUGAACAAAACACUGAAGAGUCUGAAUGUAGAAUCCAACUUCAUCACUGGGACGGGUAUUUUGGCACUGAUUGAUGCACUGAAAGUGAAUGAAUCCCUGACAGAGAUUAAAAUUGACAACCAGAGGCAGCAGCUGGGCACAGCUGUAGAGAUGGAGAUUGCCAAGAUGCUGGAGGAGAACUCCAAGAUUCUCAAGUUUGGAUACCAGUUCACAAAGCAAGGUCCAAGAACCAGGGUAGCAGCAGCUAUCACUAAAAACAACGAUCUGGUUCGUAAAAAGCGGGUGGAAGGAGAGCGGCAGUAGCCACGCCACGGAGGAUGCAAGGCAAGAUUGGAGGCCACCAACAACUGCUGUCUCAGUGUGCUCACUGGUCAGAAGGGAAAGCACUGGAAAACCAUUACAAUGGGAGUUAUUAAUUGUGUUAAUGUCUCCUUUUAACCUUGAAAACACAGUCUGUUCUUUUUUAACUUUCACGGUUAAUUUAAUUUUUAUGAGAAAGAUUCAUAGUUGGUUUGAUUUUAAUGAAAAGAAUGAUUUGCAAUAUCUGAAGCCAAGACGCAGAAUCUUAAUUGUGUUACUGAGCUUAAAACCUAGUGACUCUGAUCCUUAUUUUAGACACAUUUUGAUACAUUAAAAUAUGAUCUUGUGUUUGGAUAAAGGAUUCUCUGCUGAAAGUAGAAAUUUUAGGGCCAAGUUCUGCAAUGCCUUAUGUUUGUGAAUAAUCCUUACUUACAUGUUUAUAGUGCUGCUGAACUGAACCCUGCAAAGGGACGCUCCCAGGAGUAGAACUAGUAAUGCCAGUACAGGUUUGCAGGAUCACACCCUCGAGCCUCUCUCCUGCAGUGGGAUCUGGGCAGCUGGAACCACGUUGGCACAGCAUCCUUCUGCCUUCUUGGGUCUCCACCCGUCCAGGUCCAAGUGCAGGAUCACGCCUAGACAUAUAAACAUUGUCAAAGCCUACUUGUUUACAUAAGCUUAGGUUAGGUGGAUCAUUUCACAAUGUUACACUGACACUUGUUAUUCUUACUCCACAUUGUAAGGUAAUAUUAGUGCUGCCAAUCCUAUAUACUUUGAAUGUUUUGGUUUUUUUUCUAGGCCAACAGGUUUUUAUUUGCUACUAGAAUGCACAUUUAACAGCUAUUAAUUUAAACAAGUAUUCUGAGCAAUAUUUGUUUUACUUUGAGCCAUGCAUUUAACUUUUUUUUAGUUCUGGUAUUUAUGUACAUUUGUUAGUAUUAUAGAACUGUUCUCAGGACCUUUUAGAUGAAGAUUAAUUAAACAGUGAAUCCAGGAGAGCAGCUGUGCUAGCAGGUAAAAGCAUUAAAGGGGUAGUUGUGACAGCUACGUAACUUACGUGUAUAGGCUUCAGUUUGGGUUUGUCCCUGUAUCACAAGGCACUUAGGUACUUGCAUCAGUGCUUAGCUGAAUAAGGGCAGAUUUAAGCGUAGGCACAAAUGCUUUGCUAAAUCAGGGCCUUAACUCAGAUGCCGGACAUAAUCUUAACCCAGUGGAAAACACUUGGGAAGCAGCAACUAACCCCAGUGCUCAACAGCAUCAAAAUUUUAGUAAAAAUUCAGUCUAACAUUUCAUUUUGUGUAUUUUACAGUCUAAAACUAUUCUCUACCAUUGUUUUAUCACUGCCAACAGUUGUCUCUGACUAACAGCCAGAGGUUCAUUUUGGUUACACAUAGGCAUGCUGUCAGAGCUCAGGGAGACGCAGGCUAGGUGUGUCACACAUACCAAUGCUUUCAGAAAGCUGCAGAAAUGCACCUGGGUCUAGUGCUGCUCCCCCAGAAACACUAGCCUCUCCUCUGAGAGCUCCUUUGGGACACCAGGGAUGAAGCACUGCUUCCUUCAUCGGGGUGACAUGACAAUGCUGGAGGUCAUAGUCCCUCCUGACCGAGGGGGCAGAGCUGUGAGCACUGGAAACCAGGGGAGCCCCAGGAGCAGGCGGUACAUGUUGGAUGUACUUCCCUGCAGGAUGUUUUCCUGACCAGUGCUGGGGUGCAAGUUAACAGGAUGAACCCUCCCUCCGUGCCUUUUGUAAUGGAAACGAGUAGGUCGAAGGCAACAUUCUUCCUGUUGGAUACUGGUCUUCAUACUGGCAUCCAAACUGAAUGACAUACAUACACUUAAAUCCCACUUAAAAUAGUUUGCUAAAGUGGUCUGCUGAGCUGGGAUGUAAAGUGCGGUAUUCCUGGAGACCUUCUAGUCUUUACAAUUCCACCUCUCCCUCCCUUCCCAAGAAUAAGACUGAAACUUUUUCUUUGCAAGUAAAAAACACAAUACACAGGGGACUCUUGCUGAGAUUUUCCUUGGAUCCAUGCAGGAUUUGCUGUGAAAAACUUUGAUAUCCCAUUAAAAAUACAUCAAGUUCUGUAACACAGUCAUAACUCUGCAUGGGCUUAAAUAAACAGUCCUUAAAACCAUGCAGAUUGCCAGAGGAAUACUGGGCUUUGCAGCACUGAGUCGCAUAAGUAGUAAGAAUCCUCAUCCCCAAAACCAAAAGAUUAUAGUCACUGACAAACUUCAGUGAUUAGAAUCACACUGCCCCUAUUUUCUUCCUCUUUUCCUUUGAUCCAGCCAAGGGAAUCCCAACUAUCAAUCAUUUUUUUUAAUGUAUUUUGAAGUUGUUUUUUUUAUAGUUUCUUUUUUAAAAGGUGGUACGUCUAUGUGUUUCAGGGAGACAAGUGCAAUCCAUUUCUAGUCUUAAUUGCCAUUUAAGGUGUUGGUAUUUGCAUGCAGCAGUUCUACAAGGAUGGAUAGAUUGGUCUGACUGCUUCAUGAUAUCUGCAGCAUGUCAUCCUGUACAGCUUUGCUCAGAGCCACACAAGUGGUUAUAUAGUCAGGUGGCUCCAUCCAUGUCAGCUACCGUUCGCACCAUGGACCAAGGUACCUGGCUGGGGAAGGCCCUGUGGGCUCUCUGUCCCUUCUUUGGCCAUGCUCUUUGCACAGGCGUGUUUCCUCUGAAGGGAGGAUUCCUCAGGCACUCCAGAGUAUCAUCUCCAACACCAGCCCCACCAUGCAGUAGCAGACAGUGCCUGGAGCUGGGCACCCUGUGGCAGGGGACCUGGGAGGUCCAGCCCCUUCCAGCAGGCCUGAGGAGAACUCCUAAUCCCUGGCCAUUUUUUCCAGGCAGCUGCUGCCAGCCCCUGCCAGGGGGCUCAGUGACCAGGGACAUCUCUGUCCUGCCUUUUCUGUGUGCUCCACACAAGGGCUUGGUUGUCACCUGGCCUUGAGCAUCACAAAUCAAACACUGCAACAAUACAAAGAUCUGUUCAAUACAACAACAGCACAUGGUGGUGAUGCUUUAAGGCAGAUUUUCAUAUUAAUAUAGGAUCAUUGAGCUGGUUAAAAAUCUCUGCAACUAACAUGAAGGGGGUCAGGACAUGACUAGUUAUUUUAAAUUCCACUUUCAAGCAUCACCUGGCAUACUCAAUGCUGAAUGGGGAACAGGGACAGAAGAGUCCUUUUUUCUUAAGCAAACAUUCAGGAGUAACUGUCUAUUUUUGCACAUUGCUUCUCGUGUUGACAGCUUCGGUUUGGUUUGUAUUUUUUAUAUAUUUUUUCAUGGAAAAGCUCAACUUUGUGUGUGUCCUAACAUACAUGUGAAUCGUAGCGUGCACUAAGGACCAUAUGUGUACAUGUAUAACUCUAGAUGAAGAUGUUAUCUCUGGAACAAAAGUAAUUGCAUGCGCAGAGUAUGGUGCAUAUUACUCAAGAGGAAGGAAUUACCACGCUAUGUAACAGUGACUCCCCAGCAUUGUGUUUUUCUAAAUAAAUCUUCAUAAAGGA
Messenger RNA from Calidris pugnax (ruff), 4631 nucleotides. Its product is annotated as tropomodulin-2. The record is from RefSeq and is a predicted model, not a curated record. Gene Ontology annotation, biological process: myofibril assembly; pointed-end actin filament capping; muscle contraction. Gene Ontology annotation, cellular component: myofibril; striated muscle thin filament. The coding region runs from base 84 to 1139 and encodes 351 amino acids. Gene Ontology annotation, molecular function: tropomyosin binding. NCBI's taxonomy places the organism in Eukaryota, Metazoa, Chordata, Aves, Charadriiformes, Scolopacidae. The transcript is spliced from 9 exons.